UACACAAUGAUUUUAAAUAAUAAUAAAAAAACAAAACUCAAGAGCCAAGAGGUCAGAAGUGACAUGUGUACCUGCCCUGCACUGCACUACAAACUACAAACCUGAGAAACAGCACCACCCUUCCUUCCUUCCUUCGAGAAAAGAAAUGGAAGACGUGAUAACAGAAGCAGCACCCCCAUCAAGGUUCCUGGAAGAAGACCUAAACAUCUUCACACCCCCAUCCCCACCUCUCCCCACACCCUUCCUCAUCUUCCCACACAACAAACUACCCCUCAAACCCUCUCUUCUCAUCAUCGCCCUCUCCCCCUCCUCCCUCGCCCUCUUCAACCAAACCCUAACCCUAACCCUAACCCCUCUCGCCUCCCUCAUCCUCCCAGAACUCCCCCUCUCCCUCCCCGACCACAACGCUUCCAUCCUCCCCCUCUCCCCCGACACCCUCCUCGCCGUCGUGCCAUUCCCCGUCCCUCCCCACCGCGCCCACGCCGUCGCCCGCACCCUCCUCUCGAUCCGGCCCUACUCCGUCCUCGUCCUCGACUCCCUCGACCCCACCAACUUCCGCGGCAAGCUCUCCUCCGACGAGGCCGUGGCGUUCAAGCUCGAGACCUCCGCCGAGAGAAAAAUGACCUCCUCCGAGAAGCUCUUGGGGGAAGAAUUGGAUUACUACCCUUCCGGGAGCGUUGUGGACGGGCUGGGUGCCGCGAUCCUCGCGCGGUGCCAGGUGAUGAACGUUAGGGCGAGCUUGUGCUUCUCGUGGCCUCGGUUUGAUAUGUCUGUGGUGGCGUUGAUUAAGGGCUUGCUUCGGCGGGGCGUGCUUCGGGGGUUCGAGUUUGGUUUGAGUGAUGACGGGGUUUUGAAAAUUGGGAAGGGUAGGGAUAGGGUUUUGCAUUCUGAGUUGUAUAUUUGAUUUACAGUGUAAUUUUGGAUAAUAUGAAUGUUUUGAUGCAUGGGGACUAGUUCGGUAUAUGAAUUAGUCGCAAACACAGAUUUUAGAAUUUAAACAUUAUGACUGAAGUAAUUGAUUUUUGAAGUUUACCAAAGGGGAUUGUUGGUUUUUGGUUUUUCUUUGAUUUAUAGCUUUGAUUAUUUAUUUUAGACAUGGCCAUGGAUUGGAUGCACAUUUGUACUAGUACAAAGCUUAGAUGCUGUGUUUUUUGUGAUUUU
Molecule: messenger RNA, 1161 nt
Organism: Glycine soja
Lineage: Eukaryota; Viridiplantae; Streptophyta; Magnoliopsida; Fabales; Fabaceae
Exons: 1
Coding region: 146-904 (252 amino acids)
Source: RefSeq, a predicted model, not a curated record